GACCGGAAGGAGUUGCCGGCGCUUCCGGCGCACGGCGGCCCCGUGGUUGCCUCGGUGAUGUCGUGGGUUCAAGCUUCUGCUUUGGUCCGGGGUCUUGCUGAGGAGGGGGACGUGUUUGACGAGGAAGCGGACGAGUCGCUCUUGGUGCAGCGAGAAUGGCGGAGCCACAUGCAGAGACGAAUCAAAGAAGGUUAUAGAGAUGGAAUAGAUGCUGGCAAAGCAGUCACUCUUCAACAAGGCUUCAAUCAAGGUUAUAAGGAAGGUGCAGAAGUCAUCAUAAACUAUGGACAACUCAGAGGAACAUUAAGUGCUUUGCUUUCCUGGUGUCACCUUCAUGAUAAUAGUUCGGCUUUGAUCAGUAAAAUAAAUAAGCUUCUGGAUGCAGUUGGCCAGUGUGAAGAGUGUGUACUCAGACAUCUGAAAUCAAUCACUUCACAGCCCCAUGUUGUAGAUUUAUUGGACUCUAUUCAGGAUAUGGACCUUUGUCAUGUAGCUCCAGCUGAGGAAAAGAUUGAUGAAGCCAAAGACGAAAGACUCUGUGAAAAUAAUGCUGAGUUUAACAAAAACUGUAGCAAGAGUCUUACAAGGGUAGAUUCUUCAUCUUUAGAAUGUUGUAGUUCACAGGAGCAUGCACAUUCUGAAAACCCAAGCCUCACUUGGAUUUUAGAACAGACAGCCAGUUUGGUAAAACAGCUGGGAAUAUCAGUAGACAUCCUACAGCACCUCAAACAACUAUAAAAAUUAUCCUCACUUUAAUAAUGAAAAUAAUGUUCAGAACAUUUCUUAGAGCAUUUUGCUUCCUAACAAGCUAACCAAAAUUUGUACUGGUUUCUACUUCACUUGUAAGGUUAUCCUUCAAAGAAGUUUGAAAUGUCUUCAUAAUUAACACUAUUAAAUGUAAUAUAAGCCU
Vicugna pacos (alpaca) is the source of this 910-nucleotide messenger RNA. RefSeq names its product YAE1 maturation factor of ABCE1 (gene YAE1). Lineage: Eukaryota; Metazoa; Chordata; Mammalia; Artiodactyla; Camelidae. The record is from RefSeq and is a predicted model, not a curated record.